CCAAGAGAAGAAGAACAUUCCUUAGAAAACAGGAAAAAAGUGACGUGCUGUCUGUCGAGCACGUGCAGUUUGCAUUCAAACCUUUAAUAAAUUAAUAAAAGCGGGAAAGAAACCCGCCAACUGUUACCGGCAGCUGCUAUCGCCUGAAAUGACUGCAAAGACCGAGUCUGUCAGCAGCGUUGUUCCCAACGAUGAAGGAAAAGUGAAGUUCAAGAAAAGUGCCGAUGUUGCAUUCUACAGGCGACAGAUUCAGGGCCCCAAAUUUUCCCAUCAAGCCCUUCUGGAUACGCUGGUGCUCACAGAGGGGGGGGCUCAGUUUGAACUACUGCAAGCUGUUUCACAGACCAGGCUGCUGCUGUCUCUGUCAGCUCACAAGUCGGACUUUGUGAGGAUUCUCAUCGAUGAAGUCCUGCCCAUUAAGCCUCGGUACCGAGUCCCGGAUGUGAUCGUGGAGAAGCAGCGGAGUGAACAGCUGAGGGUGGAGAGGCAGACAGAAGACUCAGUCACCCUUUCUUGGUCUUCGGGGUGUCACCAGGUGCGAGUUUGGCGUUUCCCUUUCCGCCUGGAGGUCCUGUGUGAGCAGGAGGAGAUGGUCACUUUCAACUGUGAAGACAAACUGUGGUUUGAAAGUCUCCAGCGUCCUCCCAGCGAGCUCCAGGAAGAACAGACCAGCUCAUGGAGGGAGAGCUUCAGGGAGUUUGUGGAUGUCAAAGCCAACGGUCCCAGCAGUGUCGGCGCAGACCUCCGUCUCCAUGGGUUUAACCACGUCUAUGGUCUCCCCGAACACGCAGACGAGCUGCAGCUCAGAGAAACCCGAGGUGGAGAACCGUACCGGCUCUAUAACCUGGAUGUGUUCGCCUACGACUUGCACAGCCGGCUUGGCCUGUACGGCUCUGUCCCGCUGGUACUAGCCCAUAAAGCAGACAGGACUCUUGGUGUGUUUUGGCUGAACGCAUCAGAGACUUUUGUCCACUUGGAGUAUUCUUCCACUGACAUUCAGGAAGCCCCCCUGAUGAAGAGGAGACGGACUCCCCCACACACGGACGUCCACUGGCUGUCAGAGAGUGGCGUGAUCGACUGCAUGGUUCUUCUCGGGCCUGGCCCACACCAGUUCUUUAAGCAGUAUGCUGAUCUGACAGGGUACCAGGCGCUGCCCCCACUGUUUGCCCUGGGGUACCACCAGAGCCGCUGGAAUUACCGGGACGAGGCAGACGUGAAGGCCGUGGAUGCGGGUUUCGACGUCCACCGGAUCCCCUACGACGUCAUGUGGCUGGACAUCGAACAUACUGACGGGAAGAGAUACUUCACAUGGGACUCUGCCCUGUUUCCUGACCCAGUGGGCCUGCAGCGCCACCUGCAGGCGAGGGGGAGGAAGAUGGUGGUGAUUAGCGACCCCCACAUCAAGACCGACCCCUGCUGGGCUCUGUACCGGGAUGCUCGAGAGGGAGAGCAUUUCAUCAAGGACAGGGAGGGCCAAGUCUACUGUGGCUCCUGCUGGCCUGGUGAGUCAUCUUACCUGGAUUUCAGCAGUUCACGAACCCGAGCUUGGUAUUCUAGAUGCUUCAGCCUGGAGAAGUACAAGGGAUCCACUCCAUCUCUGUUUGUGUGGAACGACAUGAACGAGCCGUCGGUGUUUGGUGGGCCGGAGCAGACCAUGCCCAAGGAUGCGGUACAUCACGGCGGCUGGGAGCACCGGGACUUGCACAAUCUCUAUGGCUUUUACCAGCACAAGGCCACAGUGGAGGGUCUCAUCACUCGCUCAGGGGGCUCAGAGCGACCCUUUGUCCUCUCGCGCUCUUUCUUUGCCGGCUCGCAAAGAUUUGGAGCAGUCUGGACAGGGGACAAUGUAGCCACCUGGGAGUACCUGAGGAUCUCUAUUCCCAUGGUUUUGUCCCUGAGCCUGGCCGGUGUGGCCUUUUGUGGAGCGGAUGUGGGGGGGUUUGUUCAGGAUCCUGAGCCGGAAUUGUUGGUGCGCUGGUACCAGGCAGCGGCCCUGCAGCCAUUUUUCCGCGGACAUGCUGCCAUGGAGACGAAGCGCAGGGAACCCUGGCUCUUUGGGGAAGAAGUCACUGCAGUCAUCCGCUCUGCAAUCCAGCAGAGGUACCGUCUGCUGCCGUUCUGGUACACUCUGUUCCACCGCGCUCAUACCUGUGGUCUGCCGCCGGUCAGACCUCUGUGGAUAGAGUUCCCAACGGAGGAGAGCACCUUCACCGUAGAUGACCGCUACAUGAUUGGCGGAGCUUUGCUUGCCUGUCCAGUGACAGAACCAGGCAUUCAGGAGGUCCAAGUCUCCCUUCCUGGACCUGAAGAGGUCUGGUAUGACAUCCACUCCAAAAAGGUGUACGGAGGAGGCGGGACUCUGCGUCUGCCAGUCACUCUGGACUCUGUCCCGGUGUUCCAGCGCGGGGGCUCUGUGAUCUGUAGGUCGGUGGGCUCUGGGACCUGUACUGCCGACUUCCAGCUUCUGCCUCUGGACAUCACUGUAGCCAUAAACUCUCAGGGCGGGGCGGAGGGGGAGCUGUACCUGGACGACGGCCACUCCUUCUGUUUCCGGGACAGGAAGGCCUUCAGCCUGCGUGGGUUCAGCAUGCAGGCAGGACGUUUGCUGUGCAGGGCUGCCAGUAGAGAGGGAUCCUUCCACUGUGGGACGGUGGUGCAGUCUGUCACCGUUCUGGGGAUGAAGAAGCCGCCAUCUUCUGUGACUCUAUAUGUACCAGGUGAGGAGGACAGAUCGGCUUCCUUUGAAUUUGUGGAGGCUUGUGGCGUGCUGACAGUCCACAACCUGGAGCUCCGCGUCACCGCAGACUGGGAGAUCCACAUAUGUUAAGUGACCCAUUUGAUUUCCAUGUGAGAAGAAUAUGGAGCAGUUUGUGUGGAUUAAAAAAAAACCAUAACCAAA
This is a messenger RNA of Oryzias latipes (Japanese medaka), 2899 nucleotides long. The record is from RefSeq and is a predicted model, not a curated record. NCBI's taxonomy places the organism in Eukaryota, Metazoa, Chordata, Actinopteri, Beloniformes, Adrianichthyidae.